Messenger RNA from Oxyura jamaicensis (ruddy duck), 1758 nucleotides. Its product is annotated as RING finger protein 151-like. Lineage: Eukaryota; Metazoa; Chordata; Aves; Anseriformes; Anatidae. Gene Ontology annotation, molecular function: zinc ion binding. The coding region runs from base 311 to 1177 and encodes 288 amino acids. The record is from RefSeq and is a predicted model, not a curated record. The transcript is spliced from 8 exons.
GCUGUCAAGCGGAGCUGCCGCAAAAGGGCCGUGUUUGCGGCGGGCGGGGCCGUGAGGCGAGCGUCGGCGGCAGGUUUGGCAUCUGCAAAUUCCAGAUUUCCUCAGGGGCAGCACUGCUGAUAAUGGCCAGGUGAUGGGCAGAGUUCUGGACCGGAGAAGCCAGAGGCGAAGUAAGACAUAAUAAAGAAGUGAAGAGAAACUGAAGGAAGGAAGUACUGCAUGUGUUAAAGAUCAGAAAACUUUCUGAAGUAUUUGGGCAAACAAGUGUAUGAGUAGUAAAAUCUAAAAAGGUUAAAAGUGUGUGGAAAGCAUGGGUUAUGAUAUUGAGCGCUUUGUUGGCUAUGUUAACGAAGGGCUCUUAUGCUCCAUCUGCCGUGAUGUGUUAGAAGAUCCGCUACAGGCUCCUUGUGAACACGCUUUCUGUACUGCUUGUAUACACGGGUGGCUCGUUCAUCACAGUAACUGCCCUGAAGACAGACAAGUGAUUGAUGUGUCUGUGCUACGACCUCUGUACAGAUAUAUGAAAAAUGACUUAAAUCGUCUUCAGCUACAUUGCAAAAACAGAGAGUAUGGCUGUGAAAUGGUUUGUUCUCUAGAGUCUAUCGACCGGCACGAACGGGAGUGUGAAUACAGUCAGAUACCGUGCUCCAAUGCUGGCUGUACAGUUCAGGUUGAGCGACGUAACCUUGAUGUUCACCUGGCAGUGUGUGAAUAUCGGAGCCGUGAAUGCCCCAACGGCUGUGGUUACACCAUUCUCAGCGCAGAAGACACGCAGCAUAACUGUGUAGCAGAGCUAAGAACCGAGCUAGAACUACUGCGGUCAGAAAUGAUCUGCAGAGUGGAGGAGGCAAAGCAUGAGAUGGAGUCAAGGUUAGAUUCACAGAGAAGGCAUAUGGUCCAGAAGGAGAGUAUUCUGCAGAAUGAAAUUGAAGAACUAAAGAGUCAGAUGUCCCGAAUGAUGUCAGAUGUACGCUCCCUGAUGGCUGCAGAGAGACAGCAUCGUCAGGAGCUGGAGCAAGCAGAGCUGGAAAAACGGGAAUUAAUGGAGCUGCUGAGGGGGCUGCAGAAGGACUGUCGGUUAAGUACCACAGAGGGAAGCAGAAAGGCAGCAAACUUCCGCCCACUGACACGGCUGGAGAGUGCAAAACGGAAACCCAGGGAAGUUACAGUUAUCUAAACAGAAGUAAGCUCAAAAAGCAUUUUUUUUCUAAUUUCUGUGAUCAUCUGACAAAUUUUUUUACUCUCCAUGAAUGAUUGGUAAAUUUCAUAUAAUUUCUGAUUUGCUUGCUUUCUUCUUAAACCUGGAUUACCACUUUCUGCCCUCUUGGGCCAUAAAAACAAAUGGGAGAGUUUUCUCUUACAGAACACUGGGUAAUUUUCAAAGACACUUGUAGCUCAUCUUUUUGUAAAGAGAGGGGAGAAGACUUGAUUUCUGUCUCAUCAGUGUGUCAUUUACAGAACUCUUCAUAUCAUGAAAACUGGAAUCUUUUAAAGUCAAGGAUGCUAAAAGUUUGUUUUUCUUUCCUGAUCCAUUAGAGUCUGUUUCAGUCCAGUUUAUGCUUAUACUUGAAACAGGGAAAAAAAUUGUGAUUAUCUGUAAUGACAUUUGGGAUGUACUUAAUUUGGGGAAAGCCAGUAAUAGAAACUAAUAGAUUUUGUUUGUAUCAUCUGUAGGAGGUAAAUGUCAAAGUGAAAGGAAAGCACUUUAAAUUCUAGAUCUACUGCUAUGUAACAGCUUCAAGUGAGCUUGACUUACUU